GCCUGGGCGGCCGCGUGAGGUGUGUGGCGCGCGCCGCGCCGGCCAGCCCCGCGUUCCAUCGGGGGCGGGGCGGCCGCUCUCCCCCUAGCAGCAGCCAGGAGCAUGUCCUCGAGUAGGGCCAAGAAAGUGAAGAUGGCCACCAAGUCCUGCCCGGAGUGCGACCAGCAGGUUCCUGUUGCAUGCAAAUCGUGCCCUUGUGGCUACAUAUUUAUUAGUCGAAAGCUCUUGCAUGCCAGACGUGCUGAGAAAUCACUACCCACUGCAGAAAACAAGAGUGAGGCCAAAAGGAGACGAACAGAGAGAGUUAAGCGAGAGAAGAUAAAUUCUGCAGUAAAUAAAGACUUAGAAAACAGAAAAAGGUCCAGAUCUAACAGCCAUUCAGAUCAUAGCAGACGGGGACGAGGAAGACCUAAGAGUGCCUCAGCCAAAAAGCAUGAGGAAGAAAGAGAGAAACAAGAAAAAGAAGUUGACAUGUAUGCUAACCUUUCAGAUGAAAAGGCUUUCGUGUUUUCAGUGGCCUUGGCGGAAAUCAACAGAAAAAUUAUCAAUCAAAGACUUAUUCUCUAACUCAUCAGCACAAUCUGACUUAAUUGUACGCAGUAUGGCUAGCAUAUUUCCAAGGUGUCAUGGACUCCCGGGAGGCAUAUUGCUUUCAUCAACCAAGACCAGAGCUUUUCCUUGUUAAAACUGCUGCUGUUUUGGAGCUCACAAACUUGCGUGUCUGCACAUCAGCAAAAAGCAACGUUGUCAACAUUUUAGUUCUUUAUGCCUUGGAGACUAAUGCUUGAUGAAUGCACAGAGAAAAUGCACCAUUUCCAGAGCACUUCGUUAGAUUUACUGCCCAGAAAUGCAAUAUUUUAAAUACUUUCCGAAAUACUUUUCUUUUUAAAAUGAAAUAUAUUUCAGAUUUUUCAACUAUAUUACAUUUUACAUAUGUAUAGUUCAUCUAACCUUUUAAUAAAUUGAUAUUCUGAUAUUUUA
Messenger RNA from Gopherus evgoodei (Goodes thornscrub tortoise), 981 nucleotides. RefSeq names its product chromosome 12 C16orf87 homolog (gene HDIP1). The coding region runs from base 103 to 567 and encodes 154 amino acids. The record is from RefSeq and is a predicted model, not a curated record. NCBI's taxonomy places the organism in Eukaryota, Metazoa, Chordata, Testudines, Testudinidae. The transcript is spliced from 4 exons.